This is a messenger RNA of Penicillium oxalicum, 1329 nucleotides long. Its product is annotated as 3-keto-steroid reductase. Gene Ontology annotation, molecular function: 3-beta-hydroxysteroid 3-dehydrogenase (NADP+) activity. The record is from RefSeq and is a predicted model, not a curated record. Gene Ontology annotation, biological process: ergosterol biosynthetic process. NCBI's taxonomy places the organism in Eukaryota, Fungi, Ascomycota, Eurotiomycetes, Eurotiales, Aspergillaceae. The transcript is spliced from 2 exons. Gene Ontology annotation, cellular component: lipid droplet; endoplasmic reticulum membrane; mitochondrial outer membrane. The coding region runs from base 1 to 1329 and encodes 442 amino acids.
AUGGACGAUAGCAAGCUCCCACGGGAACCGCAGGAUUUCUACAUCCUGGUGACCGGGGCAAAUAGCGGUCUCGGCUUCUCGAUAUGCUGUCGUCUCGCCGAUGAAUUUCUCUCAUCCCACCAUUAUGAUGAUACCUUGACAAUCAUCUUCACUACACGAAGCGCUCGCAAAGCCGAGGACACGCGUCACCGCCUCGAAACCCAUCUCCGAUCCUCUACGGCGUCGGCUUCGUCCGACGCGGCCCGAAUCAAGUUUGUCUCCGAAAGCGUGGACCUGGGCGAUCUACCUUCAACACGCGCUCUUUCCCGGCGGCUCUGCCAGACAUUUCCCAAACUCGAUGCGGUGAUUCUCAAUGCUGGAAUUGGCGGCUGGUCGGGGAUCAGCUGGCUCAAGGCGAUUUGGGGCAUCUGUACCGAUCUUAUUCAUCAGGUGACAUGGCCAUCUUAUAAAUUGGCGCCCGUGGGAGUUUUGACGCCGCGACAGACGGAAAAGGAGGAAGAGCCUGCUCUGGGCGCCGUCUUCUGUGCCAAUGUCUUUGGUCAUUACAUGCUGGCCCAUAAUGUGGCACCGCUCUUGAAGAAAGCCAAAUCCCCCAACGGACCCGGCCGCGUCAUUUGGGUGUCUAGUAUCGAGGCAACGAUCAAAGCCUUCAAUAUGGACGACAUUCAAGGCCUGCAAAGCAAGGUACCUUAUGAGUCCUCCAAGGCGCUGACUGACAUCCUGGCCCUCACCGCGGAUCUUCCCAGUGCUGCCCCGUGGUCCGUGGAGAGCUUCUUCAAGACCCCCGACGAAGAAGACAAAUCGGAUCAUCCCGCCGCGGACUCCACGCCGGCGAUGUAUGUCUGCCAUCCUGGAAUCUGCGCAACAUCUAUCAUUCCCCUUCCUCUUCCCCUAAUCUGGGCCAUGGUGGCUGCCUUCUGGCUGGCGCGUAUGCUCGGAUCUCCCUGGCACACAUUGUCCACGUACCUGGCGGCCUGGUCACCGGUGUUCCUCGCCCUGUCUUCACAGGGCGCCCUCAAGGCGGCUGAAUCUCCGUAUCGGCAUGCGGGCGGAGGUCGGGUCAAAUGGGGCUCGUCCACCAACCGUCUCGGCAUCGAGGGAGUGAGCAGUACCGAGAUCGACGGCUGGGGACAUGGUGGUGUUGUGGGUCGCCCCGUGGUCGAGAGUGAUCGUCUUCGUCGGAGAAAGCGAGGGGCGGCCGACCUCACCCCGGAAGAAAAAGAAAGGUUUGAGGAGUUGGGUCGCUCGUGUUGGAGACAGAUGGAGGCGCUGCGGAUUGAAUGGGAGGCAAUCCUGGAUCGAGCCGAGCAAAAGAACUCUUCCGUGUAA